This is a messenger RNA of Solanum verrucosum, 758 nucleotides long. RefSeq names its product non-specific lipid transfer protein GPI-anchored 14-like. The record is from RefSeq and is a predicted model, not a curated record. The transcript has 3 exons. The coding region runs from base 100 to 681 and encodes 193 amino acids. Lineage: Eukaryota; Viridiplantae; Streptophyta; Magnoliopsida; Solanales; Solanaceae.
CCAAAGGAAUGUCUUAUCUUUUUUCCACUUAACACAAAAACUAGCAAAAGGCAAAAACAGAGUUCAAGACACCUCAGUUCCCUCUAUAAACAUUUCAAUAUGGUUUCUUGCACCAUGAAAUAUCAGUUGAGAUUGGUGUUGUUCUUCAUAUUAUGUGUAUUUGGAAAUUCAGAUACAGAAAAGGACAAAGAAGAGUGUACACAAUCAUUGAUUGGUUUAGCAACAUGUUUGCCUUAUGUUGGAGGUAAUGCACCAGCUCCUACACCAGAUUGCUGUACUGGAUUGAAACAAGUGUUGAAAGAUAGCAAGAAGUGUCUUUGUUUGUUAAUUAAGGAUAGAAAUGAUCCUGAUUUGGGACUUCAACUCAAUGUUACACUUGCUUUAACACUCCCCUCUGUUUGUAAAGCCCCUGCUAACAUCUCUGAAUGCCCUGCACUUCUCCACUUGCCUGCAAAUUCACCAGAUGCUCAAGUAUUCUAUCAAAUUGCUAAUAAUUCAAGCAGCAUUGCUGGCAGUCCAUCUGCACAUAGCCCCAUUCCUUCUGUUGGAUCUAGUCCCACAGGUGCCCCUGCUGGUGCUCCUAAAUCUGCUGGUUGUCAUAUUGGAAAGAGAUGGUUUGGAUUAGAAGCAAUUGUUGGUGUAGUCCUUCUUUGGUCUUUAACUUCAAAUUUCUUCAUAUGAUGAGUCUAAUAACCUUAUUUGUAUCAUAAUAAUUAAAUCUAUCAUUUUGUUAAAUGGAUGAUCCUUGUAUUCUUGUG